This is a messenger RNA of Spodoptera littoralis (African cotton leafworm), 2700 nucleotides long. Lineage: Eukaryota; Metazoa; Arthropoda; Insecta; Lepidoptera; Noctuidae. The record is from the annotation of a GenBank genome assembly.
AUGCUGUUGAAUUACAGUUUUAGAAUAAGACUUACGAGUAGGGGUGUGUCACAAUUAUUUCUGUUGCUACGGACUCAAAAUUUGGUGAUUCUUGCGAUUUGUACAGUGUUAUUUGGUGUGUGUGGUGGAUAUCAGGAGCAAAAGUUUGCUAUGGAACCUCAGGAUCAGACGGCAGUAGUGGGAUCUCGAGUGACAUUACCAUGCAGGGUGGAGAACAAAGCAGGUCAGCUGCAAUGGACGAAAGAUGAUUUUGGACUCGGGCUACAUCGAGAACUGAGUGGCUACGACCGGUACAAGAUGAUUGGAAGCGAUGAAGAAGGAGAUUAUUCCUUGGACAUCAGAGACGUUACAUUGGAUGACGAUGCUAAAUAUCAGUGCCAAGUCAGCUCUGGAAUCAAAGGUGAACCGGCGAUUCGAUCGCGAUACGCACGACUCACCGUGUUGGUUCCCCCGGAGCCACCGCGCAUCGUCGAAGGCAAUUUCUUUUCAACGAUAGAGGAUAGAAAUAUCAAAUUGGAGUGUGUGUCUAUCGGUGGAAAACCGCCAGCUGAGAUUACAUGGGUUGAUAGCAAUGCUGGUGUUUUGACUCAAGGCGUCACUUAUAGUGUGGAGCCCAUGCCUGAUGGGCAACGGUUUACAGCCAGGUCAAUUAUAAAGAUGACUCCAAAACAGGAGCAUCACAACCAAACGUUUACCUGUCAAGCACAGAACACCGCUGACAGAGCGUACCGGGCUGCCAGCAUACAAAUAGAGGUCAAAUACGCACCAAAAGUAAAGAUGUACAUCAAGUCUAGUGCCAAUGGGAAGAUUCCAGAAGGAGAAGAUGUGAUUAUAGCGUGCAAAGCCGAUGCAAACCCAUCCAAUCUGACUUACAAGUGGUUUCUGAAUGAAAAACUUAUUGAGGGAAAUACCACUGAGUUGAAAAUCUACAACAUUACAAGAAAAUAUCAUGACGCGACCAUAAAAUGCGUCGUGUACAAUGACGUCGGUAACAGUGAAGAAAUAGAGACGCUUGAAAUAACUUAUGCCCCAACCUUCAGGAGUCUACCAAAGGACGUGGAAGCAGAAGUAGGAACCACAGUGACCCUCAGUUGUGAUGUCGACGGAUACCCACCUCCGGAGAUCAGGUGGCUACAUCAUGAAGAGGACCAGAUGAUUAGAGUGGGCAGAACAGCCAACCUGACUCUGACACUGGACACCCAUACCUCAGGGCGAUACCUGUGCAAGGCAAGCGUGGAUAGCUACCCUGAAAUAGAGGCUGAAGCUUCAGUUUUUAUUAAAGGUCCUCCGAAGAUAAUAUCAAAUCAGACUCAGUUUGGUUCUCAAGGCGACACAGUGAAUAUUGAAUGUGCAGCGUUCGCGGUGCCCAGGAUAGACAACAUAAUCUGGACGUUUGAUGGAAAAGAAAUCGACUCCAUACAUGAUCAGGACUACGCAUUUUUAGAAGAAUUACAAUCAGGAGGUGUUGUGAACUCGACGCUGAUCAUAAGAGAUAGUCAGUCCAAACAUUUUGGUGUCUACAAAUGUAAUGUCUCUAAUGACUACGGGAGUGACACCAUGGAAAUUAUAUUGAGACCUAACAAAACAUUCCCACUACUCUUAAUCCUAUUUGGAGUGACAUCAGGCACAAUAAUGGUAGCAGCAGUGACAAUGCUAGUAAUACUAUGUCAAAGAAAGCAGAGAAAGAACAAACAGACACAGGUGACUGAAAAACCUGACGUCACAGUAACAGCUGAAGAGCUGUACAAGGAAAACGACAGGAAUUCUAAUAUAAGUGAUUUGAAACUUGAACUGAGGCAGGCUAAUGGCAGCUGUGAAAUUGAUUACUCAAACACUGGAUCAGACAGCACAUUAUGUUCCAACGCUAAACUUGGUAGCGGUAUUCCGCUCGCAGGGACAGUGCCUCUAUCGUCCAUAAACCAACAGAACACAUACCAACCAUAUAGAUACAGCAACGACUAUACGGAUCCCGCGUACGCUGAUUGUUAUAAGGUGAACGGCUUUAACAAUGGUUACCAAACGUACGUGCAUUAUGGUCACGACUAUACUCCUGGAUCUUUGAGGGUUCAGUCACCUACAAUGAGCAGUGAGAAGUUGACUCCUAACAGGUCAGUCAACGGUAGCCUACCACGCAGCGUAGAUACUCCAUCAACAGUCCAGUUCAACACUGGCAAUGGGUCUCAGAACAACUCAUUGCAGAGAAAACAAAAGAGGCAAGACAGCAGCAAUGCCUUGAAUAACCUUGGACUGCCUACUCCGGAUGCGAAUCGAGUACCAAACGGUGGUAUCAUCCAUGGUGUCGAUGUUCGGUAUGCGGCCACCUAUGGCAACCCCCAUUUACGGACAGGGGGUGGUCUUGGGUUCGCUACCACGGUCAACACUGCUAAACCAGCGUCUACUCCUGCACCACCACCCUACUCCUCAGUAAGGAGUUCUGUGGUUUUACCUUCAGGUAACUCGUCACAUUCGAUAACGUCACCAACCAGUCUGGCGUCACCACAAUGUGCAACCAGCCCCAUUACCACUUCAACCAUGUCCACCGACAGCACGCAACCAGCGGUUGGGGUAGCCACCUCUUCGGCGACACCACAGUCGCCCAGCGCGCACUACAUAUUAGCACCAUCAAAUAGGACGAUAAGUAAUGCGACUGUUACCAAAAAAGGUAACGGGCAUCAACCCCCAUUAGCAACCCACGUAUAA